Molecule: messenger RNA, 2301 nt
Organism: Drosophila innubila
Lineage: Eukaryota; Metazoa; Arthropoda; Insecta; Diptera; Drosophilidae
Gene: Hpr1
Product: THO complex subunit 1
Exons: 5
Coding region: 89-2239 (716 amino acids)
Biological process (GO): signal transduction; regulation of DNA-templated transcription elongation; mRNA export from nucleus
Cellular component (GO): THO complex part of transcription export complex
Molecular function (GO): protein binding
Source: RefSeq, a predicted model, not a curated record
GUCAAAUAUUGUAAUUAUUGUUUUUAUAAUUUGCUCAAGUAUUUUUGUAUUUGUUUGAGUUUAACUUUUAUAAAAAUAAAUAUAAAGAAUGAGCACACAAACAGCAGAGGCCGCCAAAUCGGGGGCAGAGUCGGCCAAUUUCUUUGGGCUGCAGGCGGCAUUUGAGACUGCCCUUGAGCAGGCCAUUGUCCAGAACAGUGUGGAACUGCUGGUUAAGGAUUACCACAGUUUUAGUUCAAAUUCGGAGCACGAUAAACGUUCGCCCAUGGACCAAGCAUUUCGAGAGAUUUUAAUGAAGCGACUGAGCGACGAUGUGGAACGCAUUGGCUCCCUGGUUCGUCUGUCUGUGGAUGCUGCUCGUGCCGAGAUCGUAUCGAACACAAUACCUGUGGUUCUUUUGGGCGACACAUUUGACGUGGUCACACUCAACAAAUGCGAGCAGAUUUUCACAUUUGUGGAGGAGCUGGUUGAGGUCUGGAAAGAGGAGAUAUUCUUUGCUUCGUGUAAGAACAACUUGCUUCGCAUGUGCAACGAUUUGCUGCGCCGUCUCUCCCGCACACAGAACACUGUCUUUUGUGGUCGCAUUUUAUUGUUUCUCUCCAAGUUUUUCCCAUUCUCGGAGCGUUCCGGGUUGAAUAUUGUUUCCGAGUUUAAUUUGGAUAACUUUACCGAAUAUGGACUGGACAGCAAGGAUCAUGAUGAUAUUGAUAACAAGGAGCUGGAAGAUACAGCCGAAGACAUACCGCUCAAGAUUGACUAUGAUUUGUACUGCAAGUUCUGGUCACUACAGGAUUUCUUUCGCAAUCCUAAUCAAUGCUACAGCAAGGCACAGUGGAAGAUGUUCCAAAUGCAUGCAGAGACUAUACUACAGUCGUUUUCCAGCUUUAAGUUGGAGGAUGUGCGUCCGAAUAGUGACAUUAAUGGCGGCAGCGAUGCGAUGGACGUAGAUAUGGACGAUUGUGCUGCUGAUGCCGCUGCAGCACUUGUUGUGCGCAAGGAUAAUCAUUUCUUUGCCAAGUUUCUGACCAAUCCAAAGUUGCUGGCACUGCAACUUUCCGAUUCCAAUUUCCGGCGUGCCGUCCUGGUGCAAUUUCUUAUACUAUUCCAAUAUCUGCAGGUCAGCGUCAAGUUUAAAAUAGAUACCUACACUCUGACGACUGCCCAGUCAGAUUUUAUCAAGGAAACCGAGCAGCGUGUAUAUAAGCUUUUGGAGGAGACGCCACCGUAUGGAAGACGUUUUGCACGCACUGUGCAGCAUAUGCUGCAACGGGAGGAAAUGUGGAACAAUUGGAAAAAUGAUGGCUGCAAGGAGUUUAAAAAACCCGAAGAUCCAGAGCCGAUUGAGGAUGAGUUAAAGCCACCACCUGCAAAGCGUUCCAAGCGACCACUGGGAGAUUGUCUGCGUGAUGCCGCACGCAAUGGCAAGUUCUUCCUGGGCAACGAUAAUCUGACACGCCUUUGGAAUUACUCGCCGGACAAUUUGCAAGCAUGCAAGAGCGAACAGCGCAAUUUUUUGCCCAUGCUGGAAACAUAUUUGGAGACGCCGCAUGACAAGAGCGAUCCCGCCUUCGAGUGGCGUGCACUGCGUCUGUUGGCGCGACAGACGCCUCAUUUCUUUACCUUUGUAUCGCAGCCGUCGUGUAAGAUAUCCGAUUACCUGGACGUUGUGCGCAAGCGCUUGACGCGGGAAAAGGAGCUGGUUAAACAGGUCAGCACUGCGUCCAAUAAUCCAACAGAGCAGAACAAUGGACUGGCUGUCCAUAGUGCGCCAUCAGAGCAGGAACAUGACAUGGCAUCAGUUGCCCUGCAAGAGACCGAAUCCUUGGAGGUGGAGGAUACUGAGCCCGUGGGCGAAGAUGUGGAUGAGAUGCCAGCACAUGAGAAGCCACUGAUGGUCACACUGGCCCACAUCGAUGAGAUAACUCCAUUGAUAGGUGAACAUUGGAUGAAAGUUGGCAAGAAGAUUGGCUUCAGCAAUGAUGAGUUGCUCUUCUUCCAAAUGGAGAAUCCCACAGCCGGCGUGGCAUGCACGAAAAUGUUAACUAAUUGGAUCUCAGACGAUGACGAUGCUACGCUGGACAAUUGGGCCUAUAUGCUUGAAGGUCUCGAGAUGAAUAAGGCGGCCGAUGCCGUCAAGGCGAUAAUUGAGCGCGAAAAAUCGGGAAAUCUCCAAGUAUUGUCCCAGACACAGUCUCUGCCGGAAACCAUAAGCACCGAUGUGGAAAUACUUUCGGAUUAGUUAUCACUUCAGUUCUGAUAAAUUCAUCAAAUAAAACAGAGAACGUAACGAUUUGUAAAAUA